UGUGUUUAAAUUUCAGGUAGGUCUAGGUAUAAGGUAUUGGUAAUUUUUUAGAUCUUUUACAAACAAUAUUCUUUCUACAUUAGUCCAGGGACAGUGCAAAAUAGAUUGAAAUUUCCUGAAGCAUUAGAAAACACGUCUACUACUACUGCUAGUCUCCUGAAAUGUCCGACAACCGCAUUUAUCGUACCCGGUCACUUGGCAUCCCUGCAGCAGGCCUCAAAGAUCAGUACUCUGAUGGAACUGCUGCCCACCUCUGGGAGCUCUACAUUGGGGACAAGAGCCAACGCACAGCUGUCUACAGAAAGUUCAUCACAGACCAGCUAAAGGCACGCAAUUGCAUUACAGUGCUGGAUGUUGCUUGCGGCACAGGGAUUGACUCAGUGAUGCUGCUGGAGGAAGGCUUCAGGCUGACGAGCGUCGACCUCUCCGAUAAGAUGCUAAAGUAUGCGCUCAAGACGCGCUGGAAACGCAGGAAGGAGCCUGCCUUUGAUGCCUGGGAAAUCGAGGAAGCCAACUGGAUGACGCUGAUGGAAGACAUAGACGGCAAGGAGCAGUUUGAUGCAGUCAUCUGCCUCGGCAACUCCUUUGCACAUCUGCCUAAUGAGGAAUGUGACUUUGCUAACCAGAGGUUGGCAUUGAGCAAUUUCUGCGCGAUGGUGAAGCCUGGGGGCGUGCUGCUCAUCGACCACAGGAACUACGAUGACAUCCUUGAUCGUGGCACUGCUCCCACUCGCAACAUCUACUACAACAGUGAGCAUGUUGAGUCGAUCAUCACAUCAGUGGUGGUGACGGAAGGAACGCCCGUGCUGGUGACGCUAGACUACGUCAUAAAACUCGACGGUGACAAAGAUCUCAGAGACGACACCGACUCUGAGCGGGCCAAGCGUGGCAGACUUCAGAAAGUCACGCAAAACAAGUUCCGCCUCUCGUACUUCCCUCACCGUCUGGACUCCUUUACUUCGCUGCUGAGGGAGACGUUCGGGCCCGAGGCUCAACACAGCGUCUACGGGGACUUCCAGCCUCUGGGGCACAUUGCCCGCCCUGCCUUCUAUAUCCAUCUCAUAGAGAAACCUGCUCGCUAAGAUAUUGUUAAUUGUUUCAGUUAUGCCUUUAAAAAUGACAUUAGAUGUGGAGCAGGAUUUUCACAGCCUUAUUAUACGAGCGUAUGAUCGUGUUCAGAUUCAUCAAUAAUAUUUUAAAUACUCUAUUCGCCUAAUAUUGUCAAGAUAAUACGGUAUUGGAAUACAGUAAAUAAAUCAUACACGAGCGAUUCAUGAAGCUGAUUAACGACUGUGUGCAAAAAUAUUAUUUUGAAAUUCCUUCUAUCUGAUUACCGCUCGUAUUUUUAUCAUCUCCUAAUUUCUUACAGAACUACAUGACUUUUAAUAUGCUUGGCUAAUUAUUUUAGUAAUUAUUAUAGAGGUGUUGAAGAGCUGUACACAAAGUACCUACUUACUUGGCUUGAUGUCUUCUUCGCCAUAACCACCAAAUAUUUGCGUACGUCUUUUCCUUGACGAAUCUUUUUUUUAGGAAUAAGUGUUUUUUGGUUUAUGCAUUUGGCGAAGUUAUAUUAUUACUGGAUUUGUUUGUGAAAGAUUUAUAUUGUUGGCUCUAUUUUUUUGGCUUUGUUUUUGAAGUUCAGUCGUUAUCAUUGCUAUUAAGUUUUAUUCAUGGUAUUUCUACAAUCUUGUGCACCUGUUUUGUUGUUAUAGAGUAGCAGUGGUUUGUUGUGGUUUUUGUUUCAGGUGCGUUUGUUGCGCUUGUUUUAGUUAUUUGUUUGUUGCGCUAGUUUUAGUGAUUUGUUUGUUGCGCUAGUUUUGGUGAGGUGUUAUUGUGCUUGAAGCACCUUUUCAGUUUGUUAACUAUUUUUUAAGUGUCUGUGUUUUCUAUUCCAUUUCUCGCACUUAUUUAUUUGCUAAAUUCAUAUUUUCUAUGAACACCGUCGUUAAGGUCGCAAGUUUUUCUGACAUUUUCAACUGGCUUUAGUGUUAUGAUACUGAUACGUACUUACCUACGUAGUCUUUUUAUAUGACUUACUAAUUUCGCAAUCCUUAUGAAAUUUCAUAUUGGAUAAAAUGUAGAACAUAUACUUGCCAAAAAGUAAUAAUCUUUUCGCUGAAAAAUAAUUCGCAACACGUAACACCAAUAUAUACCAACCAACAGUAUUCCGCUAACAUUCCAACAAUCAAUCGCAAUUAAAUUUAGAAGAAAUCGAAGUUGAUAGUUAGAAACUGGCUGUGAACAUAACUUCUCUGUUGAACUGGCUAGUCACGCCUUUUUUUAUUUAUUCAAUAAAUUGUAAAUUGAU
Hyalella azteca is the source of this 2308-nucleotide messenger RNA. RefSeq names its product glycine N-methyltransferase. Lineage: Eukaryota; Metazoa; Arthropoda; Malacostraca; Amphipoda; Hyalellidae. Gene Ontology annotation, cellular component: cytosol. Gene Ontology annotation, biological process: one-carbon metabolic process; S-adenosylmethionine metabolic process; protein homotetramerization. The transcript is spliced from 7 exons. Gene Ontology annotation, molecular function: glycine N-methyltransferase activity; glycine binding; S-adenosyl-L-methionine binding. The record is from RefSeq and is a predicted model, not a curated record. The coding region runs from base 162 to 1082 and encodes 306 amino acids.